Sphenostylis stenocarpa is the source of this 1524-nucleotide messenger RNA. The record is from the annotation of a GenBank genome assembly. NCBI's taxonomy places the organism in Eukaryota, Viridiplantae, Streptophyta, Magnoliopsida, Fabales, Fabaceae.
AUGUUUCCUUCUAGAGACAUGGCUAUUGCUUCACCCUCCUCCAUCUUCUCUGCUUACGCUUCCAUGACAGCCUCCGUCAUGCUUCUGCGUACAAUAACCAACGACCUUGUUCCUCAACCAAUUCGUGCCUACCUUACCAACACCUUCCGCUACUUCUUCAAGCCUCGCUCCAACACUCUCACUCUCACCAUUGAAGAGUACUCCAGCGGCAUAGCGCGCAACCAUCUCUACGAUGCCGCAGAGGUUUACUUGUCCACAAAAAUCACCCCCCAAAAUGAGAGACUUAGCGUCAGCAAGAGCCCAAAGGAGAAAAAACUCUCCAUCAGACUUGAAAAGGGUGAAGAGAUAGUGGAUUGGUUUACUGGGGUGAAGCUCAACUGGAAACUAAUCUGCUCAGAAGUCGAUAAGGGCAAUGGUUCCAGUGAUCACAACAGAAACAGCUCCACAAGAACAGAAAAGAAGUACUUUGAGCUUAGCUUUGAGAAGAAGCACAAGGAGAUGGUGGUGGAAACUUACUUACCUUUCGUUCUUGAGAAAGAGAAGGAGAUGAAGGACGAGGAGAGGGUGUUGAAGAUGCACACUCUCAACACUUCCUAUGGUUACGGAGGGUUCAAGUGGGAUUCUAUUAACUUGGACCACCCUUCAACGUUUGAGACCGUGGCUUUGGAGGCAGAGAUGAAGAACUACCUAAUGGAGGAUUUGAACAGGUUUUUGAGGAGGAGGGAGUUUUAUAGAAAAGUUGGGAGGGCUUGGAAACGAGGGUACUUGUUGUACGGACCACCGGGAACCGGCAAAUCGAGCUUGAUUGCAGCCAUAGCGAAUUACUUGAAGUUUGAUAUCUAUGAUCUCCAACUUGACAAUUUAGUCACCGAUUCUGACCUCAGAAAGCUGUUGCUGGCAACUGCAAAUAGGUCUAUUCUGGUGAUUGAAGACGUCGAUUGUAGUGUGGAUCUGCCAGGGCGCAGACAAGGAGAUGGACGCAGGCAAGGAGAUGGACGCAAGCAACAACCUAAUGUGCAGUUGAGUUUGGGCGGAUUACUGAACUUCAUAGACGGGCUAUGGUCGAGUUGUGGAGACGAGAGAAUCAUCAUACUCACCACCAACCACAAGGAGAGGCUAGACCCAGCACUGUUGAGGCCUGGAAGAAUGGACAUGCACAUUCACAUGUCUUAUUGCUCCUACCACGGCUUCAAGGUUUUGGCCUCAAACUACUUGGACAUUUCUUCGGAUCAUCACCUCUUCGGGGAGAUUGAAGGUCUGAUAGAGGACACGCACAUAACCCCAGCACAAGUGGCAGAGGAAUUGAUGAAGAGCGAAGAUACUGAGGUUGCACUAGAAGGAUUCCUAAAGUUCCUUAAGAGAAAGAAGAUGGAAGGAGAUGUGUGUGGGAAUGAUAGUUCAGAUAAAACUGAACUUAACCAAUCUAAAAGCUCCAAAAAUGGUUGCAAGCAAAAAAGACCAGUUUCUAUCAGCAAGAGAAAAAAUAGUGCGGGUACUCAGAGAAGGACAAGAGCGCGUACUUAG